Molecule: messenger RNA, 793 nt
Organism: Dentiscutata erythropus
Lineage: Eukaryota; Fungi; Glomeromycota; Glomeromycetes; Diversisporales; Gigasporaceae
Source: the annotation of a GenBank genome assembly
AUGGAAGUCGCCAUUACUCACUACGAGGCCUUCAAAAAAUUUCUUGCAUCACAUCUUGCCAAGGAGCAAGCCAAUGGUUCAAGAACAAACGCGAGGGACAAAUUAACUAGACUUACAAAACUGCAAUUUCAAGAACUCUCCACUGAUGUGUAUGACGAGUUAUCACGGCGGUUACUGGGUUCGAAUGCGGUUCCCUUUCUUCCUGUGUGUGAUGACUUUCAUCCCAAGAGGAAUCAAGCACGACAGAAAUUGGCAACGUUACCUAAAAAUAGAUUUAAAGACUUGGCGAGUGAUUUCUCAAACCCGCCAUACGGCUCUCCUCCCCCAUAUAAUCCCCCAUUAUAUAAUAAUAAUAAUCCUCCACAGCAAUCAUCAAUAGAUGGUGCUGCAUCCGGUCAAGCUGAAUCAAAUACCAUUGUUCCCGAAACUAGUACCUUAAGACAAGAAGUAAUCUCUGUUGACUUUCGCAUUCAAAAACCAAAUAUUCGACCAGAUACUUCAAAUGUUACUACCAAUGCUGAAAGCAGUCCAAAACCUUAUUCUUCUAACAACAGUAGUAAUCAUAGUCUUAGUAAUAAUUUUCCACCAUUACCAGACGGUAUGCCUCCAGAGUAUGGAUCACCAAAAAGUCGUACUCAAUCAACUACAUCCUCAGCAUCAGAUCUUGGACAUCGUCGUGCAAAUGGCACUAGUAUUAGUAGUGUUAGUAGCAGUUCAAGUAGAGGAAAUAGAGAUACAACUGCUAGUCAAAAAAGUAAUAAAUCCGAUGCUGUUAAUUUUGCCUCUCUUGAUA